Molecule: messenger RNA, 397 nt
Organism: Aspergillus aculeatinus CBS 121060
Lineage: Eukaryota; Fungi; Ascomycota; Eurotiomycetes; Eurotiales; Aspergillaceae
Exons: 3
Coding region: 130-351 (73 amino acids)
Source: RefSeq, a predicted model, not a curated record
GUCACUUACAGUUUCAUAUCACUCUCGAACGAGUUUGAUCUCAGUCAAUAUUACCUAACAAAGAAUGCUUACAUCCUUAGAUAAGAUCCUCCGUUACUUGCAUUCAGGAUCUCACGAUCGCAAGGUCAAAUGAUACCUCAGAAAAGCCACACAAGAAUCAAUCAAGCAAGACCUCCAAAAUGCACUACGACCCAUAAUAACAACAGAAAUUCACAAUCCAUGGACGACAUUCGACGCUUCAUGUGUGGAGGACUCGGACCGCCGACGCUCUUGAAGAGCCACAUUCAACGAACGCACCCGGGCGCUUCAUUCCCCAAGAAUGCCAUCGAUUUGUUGUGGAAAUGCUUCUAAUUCUUCGCUCACCAUCCGUUUACAUGCGAGUCGACCGACAGGAUAG